CAAAGCAGCAAAGCCGUUAGUAUAUUAUUAUCUAGGGUCGGGUCUCUAUAGUAUGUAAACAGUAUAAACUGUUAUCUCGAUUGUACCUAGCUUGACCUUGACCUUGAGGAAUAAAGAUAAGGAUCCAUGUCCAGCUGUUGUUUGAAAGAAUUGUAAAUUGGCAGACGAGAUCUUCGUGGUUAACAUAUUGGGUCUUGGUGCGGACAUUAUAAGCAAGGCUAAUGGCGUCUUCCAUCCUGUUUUGGGUUUUCAGUUUUUUCACAAUGAGUAUGGUAUGUCCGGCCUCUGGAGACUUUGCCACGAAACAGGAUCUGGAGGUCCUGAAAUACAGAAUUCAAUCACUGGAAACCAGUAAACACGACCUAGAAAUCAAAGUGCAGUCACUGGAAGCACAGCUGAAAACAAAAGAAGACCGAACACCCCUGAUUGCUUUCAGGGCGGGAUUUGCGCAGGAUCCGGUUCCGGUAAAAUUCCACAACGGUCAGAUUAUAAUCUUCGAUAAAGUUUACCGUAACGAUGGCAACUCAUACAACGAACACUCCGGAAUGUUUCACGCACCAGUUUCUGGACUAUAUUCAUUUACUCUGCAAAUUUUCCCAAAUGCGUCAGGCAUUUUUUUCGAAAUGGUUAAAGAUGGUAAAUUAAUAACAGUCUUACUCGUCAAAGGAGGAGAAACGGGAAGCGCACAAACAGUAAUGUAUCUCAAAUCAGGCCAGGAAGUUUGGGUUGUGGAUAUUUUCGGUACUAAUGACUCAAUACGUGGACACGAGUUGUCAAUGUUCAGCGGUUUUCUUAUUAGAGCCAGCAACAAUCCCCACAUUACGAACGGAGGGUCAUCCGUGGUGGGUUAGAACAGGGCCCGUGACUUUAAAAGUGUAGAGACAAGACUCACAUUUUUAAUGACGUCUCAUGCAUGCAAUUGGUAUGCAUGGUGUUGUCAUGACAUUAAAGUAUCAGACUCUGUCAGAGUCUUGAAUCUAGACUAAAUGGCCAGAACUGCUAAUAUUUCUAAUAUUUCAAGUCUUCAAUGCUGUCAUAUAUUAUAACCUAUUGCAGAAGGUCUAAUAAAAUAACAUUUGC
Messenger RNA from Gigantopelta aegis, 1080 nucleotides. Its product is annotated as complement C1q-like protein 4. The transcript has 2 exons. The coding region runs from base 222 to 851 and encodes 209 amino acids. NCBI's taxonomy places the organism in Eukaryota, Metazoa, Mollusca, Gastropoda, Neomphalida, Peltospiridae. Gene Ontology annotation, molecular function: protein binding. The record is from RefSeq and is a predicted model, not a curated record.